AAAGCUCUUGGCUUGGCGGCACUUUUUUUAAUGGCGUCUGCGUGACUUGUUUUGCUGCUCUUCUUGGCUUUUCGGUUUAGUCUUCAAUUCGCGGGCGACGUGAUCGGUCGAUCGUUGUCGUAUUGCGCUUUUAUAACUUUGCCUAACGCAUCUUGCACAACAGCGCGCGCGCAAAUGCUUAAAGCUCUCUCUCUCUCCAUUUCUCUCUCUGCUGCGUACUUGUGGCGCAGGCAAGUUAAGAAAACCUGUGCAUGCCAAGUGUAGACAAAUUGUAGAUAAAAAUUAAAUAAAAUGAAAACGUAAACGUAAAGAAAAAGAUCUGAAAGUGCGCCCAACUUUUAACUGAAAACUAUAAAAGCUAUAGAAAUCCAACAGAGAAACACUCGAUGCAUUUUAAGUUUCCCUUGAACACACAUUGACUAAGUUAAUAUUUUGGCCUUGAAAUGUUUCCAAAUCAAAACAAUGUGGGCGCUGCGGGUGCAGCAGGCGAUGCCCAGCAGCUCAACUACAAUGGCCUACAGCAGCAGCAGCAGCAGCAGCAGCAGCAACAGCAGCAGCAGCAACAGCAACAACAGCAGCAACAAACUCAACAAUUGUCACAGUCCACGAAGAAUGUGCGAAAGAAACCGUAUGUGAAGAUAACGGAGCAGCCCGCCGGCAAAGCAUUGCGUUUUCGCUAUGAAUGUGAGGGCCGCUCGGCUGGCUCCAUACCCGGCGUCAACUCGACGCCCGAGAACAAAACCUAUCCAACCAUCGAGAUUGUCGGCUACAAGGGACGCGCCGUAGUCGUUGUGUCCUGUGUCACCAAGGAUACGCCAUAUCGUCCACAUCCGCAUAAUCUGGUAGGCAAGGAGGGCUGCAAGAAGGGCGUCUGCACCCUGGAGAUCAGCAGCGAGACGAUGCGAGCCGUGUUCAGCAAUUUGGGCAUUCAGUGUGUCAAGAAGAAGGACAUCGAGGCGGCGCUAAAGGCGCGCGAAGAGAUUCGCGUGGAUCCCUUCAAGACUGGAUUCUCGCAUCGCUUUCAGCCAUCGAGCAUUGAUUUGAACUCGGUGCGUUUGUGCUUUCAAGUAUUUAUGGAGAGCGAGCAGAAGGGACGCUUCACUUCGCCUCUGCCGCCCGUCGUCUCCGAGCCGAUCUUCGAUAAGAAGGCCAUGUCCGAUCUAGUUAUAUGCCGGCUGUGCAGCUGUUCGGCCAGUGUGCUGGGCAACACGCAAAUCAUAUUGCUGUGCGAGAAGGUGGCCAAAGAGGAUAUCACGGUGCGUUUCUUCGAGGAGAAGAACGGUCAGACGGUGUGGGAGGCUUUAGGUGAUUUUCAGCACACGGACGUGCACAAGCAGACUGCCAUUACGUUUAAGACGCCGCGAUAUCAUACGCUUGAAAUAACGGAACCCGCCAAGGUUUUCAUACAGCUGCGUCGACCCUCGGAUGGCGUUACCAGCGAGGCUCUACCCUUUGAAUACGUGCCAUUGGAUUCAGGUAGGCAUACGUUCUGGAAUCUUCAUCGGCAUCUUAAGAGGAAGCCCGAUGAAGACAUCUUUCAGCAAAUUCUAACGAUCGAUGCGGUCGAUCGAUGCUCGGCCAAGCGCGAGACCCCCACGAUUGAGGUAAUUGAUCUAAAUACGCCCACCUUGGAGCAGCCAGAACCUCAGCUGCAGCAGGUAGCAGUGGCGGUGGCGGUGGCGGAGGCAGAGGCGGCAGCGGCAGCGGCAGCCGAGGAUCUCACAGAUCAGACACCAUUAGACAUGGAGGCAGCAGAUGCUGAAGCUGAGGCGGAGCGACUGCGCACUGAAUUGGAAAUCGAUACGAUCAUUGAUGAAAAGGUGCGCGAAUUGGAGCAGCUGGAGCUGGAGCAGCAACUGGAGCAGCAGUUGGCAGCGCCAGAGCCGCAUCAACUAACGGCCAACGACAAAUGCAACGAGUGGAUGAAGUCCAAUGAGCUGCUACAACAGCCUCACGAGCCGAGUCCAGAUCCAGUUGAUGGCGAAGUCGAGGCCGACGACAGCGAUGCCACAGCCGAAACUCAGGUGGCCGCCACGGAUGAGGACAAGACGCUCAACGAGCUGCUCGAACAGGUGGCCGAGUUGGAUGAGAUCUACACAGACUUCGUAAUGCAGCGGGACACUUACAAUAAUACACUGCAGAACGAGCUGCAGAGCAUGGACAGGCCGCCUUUGCAGGUGGAGGAUAGCUUCGAUGAUGCAGCCACCUAUACAAGUCUGCAGAUCGCCUUCAAGAAUCCAGUAAUCAUACCCAUGGAUGAUAUCAUGCCCCCGACACCACCCAUGUCGCAGUGCGCGCCAGAAGAUGCGCAGCACUACGAUGCAGUAGAGGUGAACUCACAGCAACAACAGCAGCAGCAGCAGCAGCAGCAGCAACAUCAGCAACAGCAACAACAGUUGCAACACCAGCAAGAGUUACUUAAAGAGUACGAGAUGGAAAAACGUGCACAGGAGCAGCUUGAGCUGGAGGCAGCUCUGAUGCUUGCAGCUGCUGAGGAGGAGAAGUUGCCGCCGCUGCCGCCCAAACGUCUGCGCAAACAGGACAGCAAUGCUGAGAAUCGCUCGAUCGAUGCGAACAGCGAUGCGGCGUCCCCAGCUAAGGAUAAGCCACGCCUGCCGCCUCCAAUCAUACACCCACGCGUCGUCGAUUUGCCCGCAGCGCCUACAAAGAAGCUGCCACAACCACCGGAGACAAAGCCCAAGCUCAAGCCGAAGCCCACAAAGAAUCCGAAUUUCAAUACGCUGCCCAGACAAAAGAAGCCUGGCUUCUUCUCCAAGCUGUUCGCGAGGCGUAAGAGCAAGCCGGAGCUAAUGGAUCGCAGCAAUGAGAAUUGUUCGAGACUCGGCUCGAAGCCGGCCAGUGCCACAGCCAGCAGUGAGCCCAGCUUGGAUAAUCUGAAUACUCGAACGGCCAAAAGCAGAGCAACCAAUGUGGUGCUGGGUCCAUUGAAGUCGGAUGGCACUGGUGCCACGGCCACACCUCGGAAAACUGGCAAAUCUGGCAAGCCCUGCGGCCGCAGCGUGAGCAGUGUCUCAGGCAAGCGACCCUCGUAUCUGAACGCAGAUGUGGUGCAUAUUCCACUGAAAGGCGACAGCUCCAGCAGCUUGCAACAGUCGCCCAAUGAGGCCUACUCGAGUGCCAGCACAAUAACAGUAGGUGGCCAGCUGGACAGACGCACUGCGUCCGCAUUGCAGCUGGCCGAGAUACCCAUCAGCGAGGGCGGCAUGGAGCUGGUGGCCAUUGCCGAUCGCCAGAGCUUGCACAACUUAGUCAGCUCGAUCGAGGCGCACUUCAACGUGAAAAUGGACCCCAAUUUGGAUCUCACGGAAGUCGAACAUUUUGCUCUAUACACGAGUGUGCCACCCCAAGCGACGGUCAGUGAAUUCGACGAGACGUCCGCCUACUAUGCAUCUGUGGAUGCUGGCGAGAUUCUAACACCUGACCAGGUGGCCAAGCGACUGGCGGCAGCAAACGGCAAUUGAAUGCUGCAAACUCACUUGCAGCUCUACGAACAACAACAAUCGACUAAACAAUUUAGCUGGUCAGCUGAGGAAAGGGAUGCUAUAUCCAAUCCGACCUGGCCAAUUUGUAUGAUUAGAUAAGCAAAGGAUCUCUUUGCCAUUGCAAUCGUCGAUUGCAUAUUGUAAUAUGUAUUUUUUUAGCCCUACGAACAAACUUCGCAUCGACUAAAACAGUUUGUAUUGAACGGAUUCCAUAGCGAAUUCCUCUACCCUUAAUCAUCGACUAAAACAAUUUGUGUGGUUAGCUAAGAAAAGGACUUGAAGUCCUUAAACCAGUUUACACUUGGCAAAGAGCGCUACGUGAACCAAGCGUUCAAGCGUUCGCCUAAAAUUUGUAAUUGUAUUUGUUUUAGAACCUGUUGACACGCAGCCUGUAUACCCUGUAUUAGAUGGGUAUGCCAAUUUUGUAAGCGUUUGUCAACGGAACUUGAUUUGUGCAGCAGCUCGAACUUUUCGCUGCUCAAUUUUGUCUUGAGGGUGCGCUGAGUCGUCGCACCCAAAUUUUGUAUUUAAUAGAUCUAAGGGUUCCUUGAACCGAGUCAAGACUUGUCCAGCUUGUUGGCAAUUAAACGAAUUGCUAUACUCUCUUUUUUAUAGAUCCAGCACACUUGAGGCGGAAACGUCAAAAGACUGGCGGCGAUCCCA
Molecule: messenger RNA, 4166 nt
Organism: Drosophila hydei
Lineage: Eukaryota; Metazoa; Arthropoda; Insecta; Diptera; Drosophilidae
Gene: dl
Product: embryonic polarity protein dorsal
Exons: 6
Coding region: 444-3482 (1012 amino acids)
Biological process (GO): inflammatory response; response to cytokine; canonical NF-kappaB signal transduction
Cellular component (GO): cytoplasm
Molecular function (GO): DNA-binding transcription factor activity; DNA binding
Source: RefSeq, a predicted model, not a curated record